AUGGCCACCGCAGCCGUUGUGACCGCACCCCCUACAGACCGUACAACUUACGAAGAAGCUCACAAUGGUGCGGCAGCAUACUUGCAGUCGCGACUCGCUGUGAAGGAUGAAGCCUUAGACAAAGACUUUUCAGUUCCCGUGAUUGAUCUUGCGCCUUCGUUUUCUCCAAUACUUGCUGAUCGUCAGGCUGUCGCGGAACAGAUCCGCAAGGCGUGCACAACAUCUGGAUUUUUCUAUAUCGCCAACCACGGUGUGUCAAAGCAGGCCCGAGAUGGCAUAUUGGAACAAUCUAAGCGUUUCUAUGAUGAACUGAGUCUCGAACAGAAAGAGGACUUGCAUAUCAAGAAAAACCAGCUGGGCUUGGGCUGGGAACCAAGCGAGUACACAUCCAUUGCCGGCGAUCAAGAACGGAAGGAAGGAUUCAACUUUUCGUACGAAGCCGCGCUUGAUCCUACGGGAGGCGAUGGAUUGUAUCGGAAUCUUGAUGGUACGGAUUACCGGGGUAAUAUGUGGCCAAAGGAGGAGGAUUUACCUGGAUUUCGUGCAGCAGUCAAGGAGUACUAUGGUGGCGUACUCAGCCUUGCGCGCCACCUCUUCCGGCUUUUCGCGCUGUCGCUAGACUUACCAGAAACAUACUUUGACUCCAUGGCCACACACCCCGGUGGUAUUGCACGACUGCUUUAUUACCCACCGCCCAAAAGAGCUCAGCCUGCGAUAUCAGACCAAGAGCAAAUCGGGCUGGGCGCGCAUUCGGAUUACGAGUGCUUCACUCUACUGCUCACUUCGUCAACGCCGGGUCUAGAAAUCUUGAAGCCAUCUGGAAAGUGGCACAUCGCAUCUCAAGAGCCUAACACGUUCAUAAUCAACGUUGCCGACUUCUUAAUGCGCUGGACGAAUGGGCUCUACAAAUCCACUGUCCAUCGCGUUGUCAACCGAAGUACCGAAGCGAGAUACAGCGUCCCGUUCUUCUUUUCGGUCAACUACGAUACAGUGGUUGAAACGCUCCCCACAUGCUUGAGGGAGGGGGAAGUGAGCCCAUGGAAACCCAUCAGAGCUGGCGAAUACAUUCUCGAGCGACUGAAUGCUACGACGAAAAAUGCGUACGGCUUCAAAGGGAACGAAGCGAUUCAUGACGAAAAAGAGGCGUAA
Parastagonospora nodorum SN15 is the source of this 1149-nucleotide messenger RNA. RefSeq lists its product as hypothetical. The record is from RefSeq and is a predicted model, not a curated record. The transcript has 2 exons. Gene Ontology annotation, molecular function: dioxygenase activity. Bases 1 to 1149 code for a protein of 382 amino acids. Lineage: Eukaryota; Fungi; Ascomycota; Dothideomycetes; Pleosporales; Phaeosphaeriaceae.